UGACAACGAUCACUGACAAAUGACAGUGACACAAGUGAAAAAUCUCUUUUUUUGUGGAUGAUUAAUUUAUUGUUCAUCAAACCAUAUAAUAAAAUAAUAACAUAUUUCAAUUUAAUUACAAAACGCUUGUACUGUGAAAAUUACAGUAUUCAACUAUACAUUAGAUACACGUCAGAUAUUUCAACAUGCCUGUGAAUAUCCCCGAUUGCCCGCCUAGCUUAAAAUCUAUACAACAUUACUUAAAAACAGCUUCAGAACAUGACGCCAGAGACCCUGUGGUGGCCUACUGGUGUCGUUUACACGCCCUACAAGUUGGCAUGAAGUUAACCAACAAGAAAACUCCAGAAGAAACAAAGAUGUUGAUGGGUCUAAUGGACUGGUUGGAAGAAGAAAAGACAACUCAUAAAGAUAAUGAAGCUAUAAGUAAUGAAGUAGCGGCACAGGCUCAUCUUGAAAAUUAUGCACUAAAACUAUUUAUGUAUGCAGACAAACAGGACAGGGAGCAAAGUUAUGGAAAAAAUGUCGUCAAAGCAUUUUACACAUCUGGAAUGAUCUAUGAUGUCUUAACUACAUUUGGUGAGCUGACAGAUGAGGCUGCACAGAAUAGGAAGUAUGCCAAGUGGAAGGCCGCAUACAUUCACAACUGUCUGAAAAAUGGGGAAACACCAGUCCCAGGGCCUCUUACAGAAGAUGGAGAAACAUCGAAUGAAGAGAACACAGGAAUCAAUACCCAACCAGAACCCAUGGGCUUUACCUCAAAUCCUGGUUUCCAACCUGAUCCUACUGGCUUUGCCCAAAAUCCUGGGUUCAAUCCUCAAGUGACACCAGCAACACCACCCGUUAUACCAACAAGUUUUAGCAGCACCUUACCUGAUCCCAAUGCGGCUAUGAGAGCAGCAUCUCAGUUGCCUCCUGUACCUUACACCCCAGAUCCCAACCCUGGUGGGUUUGUACCAUAUGACCCUUCGCAACAGAGUCAGCCAUCUCAACCACCUUAUGGUGAUAAUUCUAUGAUGGUGGCGCAAUUGAGUCCCGAUCAAAUUGCAAAAGCUCAGAAGUACUGCAAGUGGGCAAGCAGUGCUCUUAAUUACGACGAUAUUAAAACUGCUAUUAAUAAUCUGAAGAAUGCUCUAGAGUUGUUACAAACUGGACAAGAUCCCGCUUAAGUCAUAAAAAGGGUUGAAACUGCAAGUGUUUAAGAGAAUUUUUUGGUUUGUAUGUAAGUUGUGUUGCAUAUUUGAGUUGCUCUUACUGAACCAUGUUAUGUAAUUUUUUAAAGGGUUAAGUAAUAAGUAUAACAUGAAUAUAGUAAAAAAAUGUAAAUCCAUAUAUUAUGAAUAAGAAAUAACUUAUGUGAAAUUAACAUUAUAAAUUGUACAAU
Messenger RNA from Papilio xuthus (Asian swallowtail), 1381 nucleotides. RefSeq names its product vesicle trafficking 1 (gene Vta1). The transcript is spliced from 5 exons. Lineage: Eukaryota; Metazoa; Arthropoda; Insecta; Lepidoptera; Papilionidae. The record is from RefSeq and is a predicted model, not a curated record. Gene Ontology annotation, cellular component: multivesicular body. Bases 186 to 1166 code for a protein of 326 amino acids. Gene Ontology annotation, biological process: late endosome to vacuole transport via multivesicular body sorting pathway.